Messenger RNA from Melospiza georgiana, 976 nucleotides. RefSeq names its product proteasome assembly chaperone 3 (gene PSMG3). NCBI's taxonomy places the organism in Eukaryota, Metazoa, Chordata, Aves, Passeriformes, Passerellidae. The record is from RefSeq and is a predicted model, not a curated record. The transcript is spliced from 3 exons. Bases 214 to 582 code for a protein of 122 amino acids. Gene Ontology annotation, biological process: proteasome assembly.
GCCGCGGCCCGGCGGAAUGGGGAUGGCUGUGUCCCUGUCUCCAUGUCUCUCUCUGAGGAAAAGCCUGGUGGAGCCGGGGUGAAAAGCAGGGCUCGAGGUUUCCCCCUCGGUACCAGCUAUCCGCGCUAGCGGGGGCCCUGUCGGAGGCAGCGGGGCCAUGCGGGGCAGUGAUGCCAUCGCUGCGGGGCUGCGAAGUCCCCCCCAGUCAGGGCGAUGGAAGCGAGUCCCAUCGUGACGUCCAAGCAGCGAGAGGAGGUGGUGCACGGGGUGCCCACCGAGGUGGUGUGCACGGCCUUCUCCAACUCGGUGCUCGUGGUGGUCACACAGUACGGCAAGAUGGGCACCAUCGUCUACGUGGACCCCAACACCAUCGGCGACAACGUGGGCAGGCCCUCGCUCACCACCAAGGUGCUGCUGGGCAAGGAUGAGCCCCUCGUUCAUGUCUGUGCCAAAAACCUGGUGGCGUUUGUGUCGCAGGAAGCCGGGAACAAACCUGUUCUCCUCGCCAUGGCUCUAAAGGACAAAACCAUGGAAGGAAUACAGGCCCUACGAGAAGUGAUCCGAAGUUGCCAAGUGUGGUGAAGUUGUGCCAUCUGGAUUCAAGGAAAUGAUCCUGAGCCCAUGACUCAUCACCACCUAGUUGAAAGGACUAGAAAUGAAAAUGAUGGAAUGUCUUUGUGGUGGUUUUGGACGUCCUGAGGAAUUUCAUGAAUUUUUCUCUACUGUGUAGAACGUUUGUGGGUUUUAUUACUGGGACAGGUUUGCAAGUCCAUAUAGACAGUGGUGAGACGAGAGCAAUUGUCUCAACACAGGAGAGGAGUGCUACUUUUAUCAUGUUGGGUGGGUCAUUUGGGAAAGGGCUCGGCUCUGCACAUGUGUCCUGAGGAGCAGCAGAUGCCGAGCUCUGUAGCUGUGCCAUACCACAAAGGGGGAACACCCAGUGCAGAGGGAAUAAAAGAAACAUUGACAAAUCAAA